AUGAUAGUUAUUCCCAUUGGUGUAAGACAAACAAACAUAAUGUACGUAAUAAUUGGUAAAAACGGCGAAGUUGUUUUUGUUGACCCCAUUGAGCCAGAAAAAGCCCAAAAAGCAGCCCUAGACUCUGUAAAGGCGCCUUCCCACGUAGUUUCGCUAACAACGCACCACCAUGAAGACCACUCAUCUGGGAACAGCAGAAUACUAAAAAGCUUUCCAGAUGCAAAAAUAUACGCAGGAUCAGAUAAAUCGCUCAAUACACACAUAUGCAGGGACGGGGAGGUGCUAGAGGUAGGCUCUUUGGAGAUAACAUGCAUGCACACACCGUGCCACACACUGGACAGUUUUACAUUCUUUGUGCAAGAUAGAUCUAGCAGCACGCAGCAGCCCGUGGUCUUUGCUGGCGACACGCUUUUCUACUUAGGCUGUGGAAGGUUCACAGAGGGCACCGGUGAGAUGAUGCAAGAGUCAUUGCGCCGUAUUGCCAGUCUUCCUUCUAACACGCUCGUGUACUAUGGCCACGACUACUCAGAGAGCAAUGUGCUCUUCCGAAGAGAGAUUACAGAAGAGCCUGCGAAGAUAAAAACAUCGGGAAUGUUUCUGACUGUAGAAGAGGAGAAGGAAAACAAUCUAUUUAUUAACACAUCACUACUCAGCUCCUCAGAGCAAUUUGUGAAUCUCUCUCCUCUAGCUCGCUUAAAGCUACUCAGACAGCUAAAAGACGAGUUCAACGUAAAAAAGCAGCUUUAA
Messenger RNA from Nematocida minor, 747 nucleotides. RefSeq names its product hydroxyacylglutathione hydrolase. Gene Ontology annotation, molecular function: hydroxyacylglutathione hydrolase activity. The coding region runs from base 1 to 747 and encodes 248 amino acids. The transcript has a single exon. NCBI's taxonomy places the organism in Eukaryota, Fungi, Microsporidia. The record is from RefSeq and is a predicted model, not a curated record.